Prunus armeniaca (apricot) is the source of this 1467-nucleotide messenger RNA. NCBI's taxonomy places the organism in Eukaryota, Viridiplantae, Streptophyta, Magnoliopsida, Rosales, Rosaceae. The record is from the annotation of a GenBank genome assembly.
AUGGCUGACCCCUCUGCUUCCAAACUCCCUGUCACUCUUCAGAACAUAAAUCCCAAGAUUUUGAAAUGUGAAUAUGCUGUCCGAGGUGAAAUUGUCACCCUUGCCCAGAGGUUACAAGAAGAAUUACUGGCUAAUCCAGGCUCUCAUCCCUUUGAUGAGAUACUUUACUGCAACAUUGGAAAUCCCCAGUCUCUUGGUCAGCAUCCAAUAACCUUUUUCCGAGAGGUUCUUGCAUUAUGUGACCAUCCAUCCAUCUUGGACAAAAGCGAAACACAGGGUCUAUUCAGUGCAGAUGCAAUAGAGCGGGCAUGGCAGAUUCUAGAUCAAAUUCCUGGAAGAGCAACUGGUGCAUACAGUCAUAGUCAGGGUAUCAAGGGUUUACGUGAUACAAUUGCUGCUGGAAUUGAAGCUCGUGACGGAUAUCCUGCUGAUCCAAAUGAUAUUUUCUUAACAGAUGGUGCAAGCCCUGCGGUCCAUAUGAUGAUGCAAUUGCUGAUAAGCUCAGAGCAGGAUGGGAUUCUUUGUCCCAUUCCUCAAUACCCUUUGUACUCUGCUUCAAUUGCCCUCCACGGUGGUACACUGGUUCCUUACUUCCUCGAUGAGGCAUCAGGGUGGGGAUUGGAAACUUCUGAGUUGAAGAAGCAAUUGGAGGACGCAAGGUCCAAGGGUAUCAACCCAAGGGCCUUGGUUGUUAUAAAUCCAGGCAACCCAACAGGGCAGGUGCUUGCUGAGGACAACCAGCGGCAGAUUGUGGAAUUCUGCAAGCAAGAAGGUCUUGUUUUGCUGGCAGAUGAGGUUUAUCAAGAAAAUGUUUAUGUACCUGAUAAGGAGUUUCAUUCAUUAAAGAAGGUAUCCCGGUCUAUGGGAUAUGGUGAAAAGGAUAUUUCUUUGGUAUCAUUUCAAUCAGUAUCUAAAGGGUACUACGGGGAGUGUGGAAAAAGAGGCGGUUACAUGGAAGUAACUGGUAUCAGUCCUGACGUAAGGGAACAAAUAUACAAAGUGGCAUCUGUGAAUCUUUGUUCUAACAUCUCUGGUCAAAUUCUUGCAAGCCUUGUCAUGAGUCCACCAAAGGUUGGAGAUGAAUCCUAUGAAUUGUAUUGUGCAGAGAAAGAUGGAAUCCUGUCAUCCCUAGCAAGGCGUGCAAAGACUUUAGAAGAUGCGUUGAACAACUUAGAGGGUGUGACAUGCAACAGAGCAGAAGGGGCAAUGUAUCUCUUUCCCCGCAUAAACCUGCCUCAAAAGGCAAUUAAAGCAGCAGAGGCAGCAAAUACAGCUCCAGAUGCAUUCUACUGUCGCCGCCUUCUCAAUGCCACAGGAAUCGUGGUUGUUCCUGGUUCUGGUUUUGGGCAGGUUCCUGGCACCUGGCAUUUUAGGUGCACAAUAUUGCCUCAAGAGGAUAAAAUUCCAGCCAUCGUCACCCGUCUGACAGACUUCCACAAGUCAUUCAUGGACGAGUUUCGCGACUAG